Molecule: messenger RNA, 2711 nt
Organism: Chroicocephalus ridibundus (black-headed gull)
Lineage: Eukaryota; Metazoa; Chordata; Aves; Charadriiformes; Laridae
Gene: RGS16
Product: regulator of G protein signaling 16
Exons: 5
Coding region: 252-788 (178 amino acids)
Source: RefSeq, a predicted model, not a curated record
UUGGGAUGCCCGAAUGAGCGGCAGCACACAAAUAGCAGCGGGGCCACCGGCUUCCUGGGGGGGACCCAGGGGAGAGGAGCCGAUUUAGCAGCGGCUCCUGCCGUAUUGCCGCAGAGACCUCCCGGCAGGGAGGUGCCUCCGUGCCACCGCCGCAGAGCUGCGGUGACGGGCAGCCACCUCCCAGCCUCUCGGAGACGGGGCUGUGGCACAGGAGCAUCGUGCUGCCUCCGGGCUCGCUGGCUCUCGAGGGCAUGGGAGCCAAGGAGCUGAAGACCCGCCUAGGGAUCCUGCUUCAUAAACCAGAGCUGGGACACAGGAUCGGGACCUCCGGCAAGCUGCAGCUGGGCUCCAGGCGGAGAGACUCCUCACAAGAGGUACUGGAAUGGAGGGAGUCCUUCGACCAGCUCCUGAAGAGUAAAAGUGGGGUGACGGCCUUCCACACCUUCCUGAAGACGGAGUUCAGCGAGGAGAACCUUGACUUCUGGCUGGCGUGCGAGGACUUCAAAAAGACCCGCUCGAAAACCAAGCUGGCCUCCAAGGCCAACAGGAUCUUCGAGGAGUUUGUCCAAAGUGAGGCGCCCAGGGAGGUGAAUAUCGACCACGAAACCAGGGAGAUCACCCGGAAGAACCUCUCGGGUGCCACCUCUGCUUGCUUCAAUGAAGCCCAGGCCAAGACCCGCACCCUGAUGGAGAAGGACUCCUACCCCCGGUUCCUGAAGUCCGCCUCCUACCAGGACAUGACCAGGCAGGCCACCAGCUGCGGCAUCAGCAAGCGGUCGCAUACCUGACCCGAGCCCGAAUCUGCCGCGGGGGGACGAGCCGGGGGACCAGGCAGAGGCUGAGAGACGGUUUGUGAGGGCCGAGGUCUGCACGGCGGGGUUUCAGCUAAGUCCUGGCAUUUUAGGAGGAUCUUCAGGACCUCAAGCGCUUCUGCUCCUCACCAAGCUGCCGGGAAGAGAGGUCCUCCCUCCCCGAAGGAGCGGAGGGGUGGGAAUGGCUCGAGUUGUGUGCCCGAUGCCUCCCCUUGCAGCACGGCCAGAGACCUGCACCACCACAGGGACAGAAAGAGAUCGGAUUUGCAAGCCCGGGAAAAAGAGACUGGAUUCCCCUGAGCAUCCACAACCAGAGAGCUCUCGCCUGCUCUCGGGACCCUGCCUCUGACCCGCAGAGCCAGCACAGGAGCCUGCGAUUCCCGCAGUGCCCGGGGGCAACCGCCCCAGACCUGCCUGCAGGGCUUUUCCUAUGAGGGAUCGUCCAGAAGAAAAGUCCAAAGGCUACGUGGCGUUGUCAGCCACGGACGGACCCUGCGCCUGCCUUCUCCUCAUCCUGAGAUCCUUAUUCUGCCGUUUCCUAUGCAUGCUCUGCAUCAAAGCUUUACACCUUCCUCCCGUACAGCGUACCCCGAGGAGUGACAUUUUUAUCCCUUGCUUAAGCUACAUGACCUUUAGAUUGCAUAACUUUUUAUUACUAUUAUUGUUAUUUAUUUCAUCAUUAUUUUUUUUUAUAUAUAUAUAUAUAUAUUUAUUGGAAGAGCACUGCUCAAAGCAUCCACGCGUCCCUUGCUCCAAGGAGCUUGUAAAUUAAAUUAUUUUAGGUAUCGUAGCACUUAGCAUGCCUCCCACCUUUUUCUGUGUAGUAACUGAAGAGAGAUGAGCAGAUGAGAGAUGUAACAUGACCAUGGAGCAAGGUAUGGGAAUAGCAGCAGCCGGAGCCGCGGUCCGGCAGGGCAGCCGGUUUCCCGUGAGCUCGGAGGACUGUUGAUGGCAGUAAGAGGACGCUUUGCAGCCCGUGCUGUUUCCUUCCUCCCCUUAAACUGAGCUCCGCGGACAGCAUCCCGGCACGUAGGCUUGCACGUUGUCCUAGACAGAGAAUAGCGAUGUAAAAUGGGCGCUUUGGUGAGCGAUCCUGUUGAAAGCCGGUUUUGUAAACAUGCAGGAGAGGGAACCUGGGGCUUUUCCCCAGUUGAAAAUUGGGUUUGGUGUUCCCUCGGCCGGUGAAACCAGUCUGCAGCCACGGCACCUCAGCAGAAACCUGGGGAGCCAGGAGAAACAGCCGUGUGCCCCGUGGAUUCAGCGUCUCGGGGUCGGGGGUGGGGGGCGGCAGGACAUUUCACCAGCUCAGACCCGUGGGGUGAGCUCUUCAGAAAGCCCCCCUGAGCAGAGAUUCCUGGAUCCCGCAGCCACCCUGGAAAAAGCGUGGGUCCCUUUUGGCAGCACGGGUGCCAGCAGCCGCCUGGGUGGGUGAUGGGGAGCCCACCAGUGCCAGGCCACCGGGAGCGUGCCACCAGCGUCAUUUCCUACUGGUGCAUCCUGGGGCUGCCACACGUACCUCCAUUUAUCCCUAAAGGCCAAACCUGGAGGUCUUUAUCCUCUUGGUACUCGCUCCUUGCCGAGGGAACCAUCUUUCCCCCCACCCCAGCACUGGCUGGAGCACAGGUUCGCUUGGGCUUUUCGCGGCUGUUUGAGCAGAGCAAGGGACCGAGAACCAGUUUGGGGAUGUUACUCUGAGUCUUCUUCCACUUUGCCUGUCUCGGUUCUACCUCCGAGCCUCAGUGGGUCCCGGCUGCGUUUACAGGGAGAUUUUAGCUGUUUUCUUAUUUAUUAUUUAUUUUUACAACUGGAACCACCUUCGUUGUGUUACUGAAGUCAAUGACGCACAAUGGUCCGUUUUCGUUACUAACACAAUAUUGUCAUUAUAAAAUAAAAUAUAAA